Messenger RNA from Pseudophryne corroboree (corroboree frog), 3530 nucleotides. Its product is annotated as gastrula zinc finger protein XlCGF49.1-like. NCBI's taxonomy places the organism in Eukaryota, Metazoa, Chordata, Amphibia, Anura, Myobatrachidae. Gene Ontology annotation, molecular function: RNA polymerase II cis-regulatory region sequence-specific DNA binding; DNA-binding transcription factor activity, RNA polymerase II-specific. Gene Ontology annotation, biological process: regulation of transcription by RNA polymerase II. The transcript has 2 exons. Gene Ontology annotation, cellular component: transcription regulator complex; chromatin; PcG protein complex. The record is from RefSeq and is a predicted model, not a curated record. Bases 458 to 1207 code for a protein of 249 amino acids.
UGCUUCUGCUGCUGCUGGGGAGCUACACAGAGGCGGACACCGGGCAGGGAGACUCCGCCUGAGAUACGGCUUCGUGCGGUCACCUGGGGGUCUGGGGCCGGCACUGUAUCCCUCACUGCACAUCAGCUGCCCCCAUUGCAUUUCCUCCCAUUUGCUGCCUGGCUGUGUCCAGCACGUACAGGGUGGCACUGUGCAGCAUACUCACACCUGUACUGUACCGGGGAGCUGCUUUCCCUGUGGACACUGCGCUGCAGAGGGCUGGGUGGGUUACCAGCCACCAACACGGGGAUGUAUUGUGAGAUGGAUGAAUAAUUAACAUUAAAUAUUCACAUCACCUCCCCGCUGCCAGUGAGGUGCCAGUGACCCUCACAUGCAUUCACCAGAUGCUGCUUAAGGGUUAAAUAUAAUGGGAUCCAUUUCCUGGAUGGUCAGAUAUCUGUACUCGCCAGGCUGAAAAAUGGAAGCUUCUGAUACAGUGUCUCAGAAUGGGACACCAACGGACUGGGGCAAGUCAAAACUGAAGAAGAACCAAGUAGAUAUUAUCAGAACAUCGUCCAAAGGGAACAAAUCCCAUGAAACGAAAAUUCCCACAACCCCUGAUAAAAAGACACAGGAUCAUAUGGAAAUUAAAGAUCUCUCUCCUUGUAAAACAAAAAUUGGAUCCGGUCGUCAGUCAUUAAAAAUUCAGCAGAAUGCACAAGUGAAGCAUUUAUCGGUGAAGGUCACAGAGCAAAAUGAAGUUGAUGACUCAGUCUGCGAUGAACAAGAAGACCAAGCUCUCCUGAAAGUCAAACCAUUUAUAUGCGUUGUUUGUCAGAAAAGUUUUGCCCAGAAAUCAAACCUUGUAACCCACUUUAGAGUCCACACUGGGUCCAGGCCGUAUAUGUGCAUGGAAUGCGGAAAGACCUUCAGUACCAGCUCAAACGCGGUUACCCACCAGAGAGUGCACACGGGAGAGAGGCCCUACAGCUGUGGGGAAUGUGGGAAAAAGUUCAGUAUCAGCUCCAACUUGGUGACCCAUCAGAGGGUCCAUACAGGAGAAAGACCCUACAUCUGCUCUGAAUGUGGGAAAAGCUUCACUCACCGCUCAAAUCUGGUCAUACAUCGCAGAGCACACUCAGGCGAGAAGCCGUAUGCAUGCUUUACGUGUGGGAAAACAUUUACUCACAGCUCUCACCUUGUCGCUCAUCAAAAAGUUCACAUUUAAGAAAACAAAGUUCCCCUUGUUCACUAAAUAAAAGGACUUAGUUUGGGAUACAUACUGUAUGCUUAUAAUUGUUAUCUACCAAAUUGGUGGUAGAUAAGAUGUAACACUUGCAGUCCCUCCAAGGCUGAACAAUUGCUAACGUAUUUUUUGCUACUGCCAUAUAUAAAAACUGUUAAUGUUGUGCCAUAUAGCUUACACACCAUCCAGUUGCAUUUUACCUAAUACAGGUAUGAUAGGCCCAUAAAGGAGACCCUGUGACCCAAGUAAAUUACCUUUCAGAAAGUAUAAAUAUGUCUGAGAGUCAAGGCAACAUCUUGCUUUCUACAGUAGAUCUUGUGACUGCCUUUGGUAAAGCCUACUAUACGUUCCAGUUCAUCAACCAGUGGAACAGGCCGUGCCAUAGAGAAUGCAGGAGAGCUGAAGCUGUGGAGGUUGUUAUGGAAAUAAAAGACUAAUGUGAGCAGAUGGCGUUUGUUUGAACAGGACAGCUUACUAAAGGAAAUCCAGAGAUUAAUGUGUUGAGAGUAGGAUAGAAAAUGCAAUUAAUACCACAAACUUGUGAGAAAAGUAGAGAGGAAAAUAUUGUUAUUGAAGAGAUAAGAAGAAAAUACAGCUCUCAGGGUAUUUAUGUAAUAGAGCCUUGUGCAGCUACAUGUGAUGUGUUACCCAUGCAAACACUGCAGUAACCUCUGACCUAUAGAUCACUUUGAGUACUGCACCAAUAUGGCGUUCCUGGCAGCAACAAACUAAUAAUGCAUCCAGGAUCCAUCGGCAGUAGAGUACCCUCACAGUGAUUUAUUAAUCACUAGUCUGAGGUAUGUUCCUGCUGGGUCAACCUUUUUUUUUUUUUUUUUUUUCUCAGGCAUAUAGGUUAAAAUUAGUCCCUACUAACAUGUUAUCAUGCAGAAGGUAAUUUUUAUGCCAGAGUUGCUGAUAUGGGGUGUGUAAAUGCAAUCACGUGAGAUAUGAAUUCACCUGGGUAAUCAGAGGUGAUGGACUGAGCUUGGAAGAUGACGGAAGGGGGAACACCUUGUACCCUUAAAGAAGGGAGGUCAAAAUACAAGCCCUCAGCAGCUAUAAUGCUAUUGAGUAGGAAUAGAUACAGAAAAGUAAUGAGAGUGAAGAAGGCAAGUUUAGCCUGACCUAAGCGCAGUAGUCACCGCUAUACAGUCUGAGAACUGCUGUGAAGAUUUCUCUAGUGCUGAUUGCGUCCUUUAUCCAUCGUCUCCCAACAUUCUACACACUAUCAUUUUAUACACCGAUACACAAGUGAUGCUAAUAUACGUAUACACUAAUGUAAAUAAUGUUGGAAUAGUGAGGUGAUUCCUGAUGUCAUCACUUGGGUAUACAGGGUCUAAUGCAUUUCAUUAGGAUGGGAGGCAUAGGAUUGGGUGAACGAGCAGCAGGAAGCACUGCUCAUAUCUGUCUGCUGUGUGUAAUAAUCAAUGUGUUCUCAGUAGGAACUCUUAUGUAACAACACAUCCCCUUCUGUACAUAAUUUCAUACACAUCAUUGAUUAAUCAUAUCUAUUUAUCAGUGGGGGGGGGGGGGUUUCGCUAUUACGUUAUAUAAUAAAUGUUAAUAUGUAUAAACUACUGUAAAUAAUCUGUAUAGAUGGUGUCUCCUCAUUAUAUCACUUUAGUUUAUCAGGAAAAGCUUAUGCAUUGUAGUAGUAAUAAUGCAUUCCCUACUGUAUACAGGUCACAAAUCCAUGACCUUAAUAGCAAGCACUCUGCCCACAGCCUAGUGCUUUUAUGUGAUGAGAAUUUCUCACUUUACUUACAGUAGGUAGAGCAUUGUCCCAUAUAGCGUAUACAUUUAGUAUUUAUCUAAUUUACUAGGCCACAUGUUCUAAAUAAUGAUGUGGGUCUAUAUAGGAAUUUGAAACAAUUCCUAUUGCUAAUAGAUUAUAUUUUCCAUGGUAAACUAAUGAGAACUAGAUACUGUAGAAUGAUGUUAGGCACAGUAUGAGGAGAUGGUAAGUAUGAAAAGUGUUCCUUCCUACAUAUGAAGUUAAUGUGUAGGAGACCGGUCAAUAUUAAAGCAUGAGUAAUAAAAUGAGCAUAGGCAUAUCAUAGGAAUCGGCUUUGCCUUAAUACUUAAGGGAAAUUGCCACCAAGUGAAGCAGUGGUGUGAGACUUUCUUUACACUAUAUUUUGUUGCAAGAUUUCCCAAAUACGCAAUAAUAGUGAAUCUGGAUGUGUGGUUUUUGAAAGAUUCCUUGUAUUCUGGUAAUUUAUUAUUCUCUUGAAAUUGCUGUUAGUUAUAUUGAUUGUUUCAUAAUUGCCUGUUUUAUUUUUAUUAAAUUUUGCCUCUAGUUUCA